AUGAAUAUCAAUAUGGAGAGUAUUUUAUUUGAUCCUGAUCUGGCAGAGCUGUUAAAGAAAAGGAUUGCAAGAUUUGAUAAAGCUGAUAAAGCUAGUAAUAAUGAAUCAUUAGAAGAAAAAUAUGACCAGAAGCUUGUAGAAAAUUUUGGCGAAUGUCCACGUUGUAAGCGUGAAAACUCUGCCAAAAAUUGGUGUAGACCGUGUGCAAAAGAUAUUUAUUUUUCACAAUUACCGGAAGAUAUAUUUGGACAUUUAAUUCAUUCAAAAAGGGAAAUGCAUUUUGAUCAUAUGGUUUCGGCAGUUAAUCAUAUUUCUGAAAUAUUUCAAAAUAUAAGACCUAACUCAUUUAAGAAUGAAAAUUACUAUGUGCAUUGUAACAAAUGUGGCAAAAAUGUUCGCAUAGGUAUACGUAAGCUCGAGAAAAAAGACGAUAAGGAAUUUUGCAGCGCUGAUUGUAUGAAUAAAUAUUACAUGGAAGAUAAAAUGGAAAAUAAAUAUUUUAAUGCAUUAUUUACAGGUGAUGGAAUGUCUUUAGGAGUCGAAUCAUUUAUAGAAUACAUUCCCGAAGAAAGAUUACAAAAUAAAAAGUUUAUGUCUAUGGGUGGUUUCGCUAAUAUAUAUACUGCAGAAUGGAUGGAUGGACAAAUUGAAAGUAUAGACUUUAAUAAAUCAAGUAUUAAAAGAAAAGGUCCUCAACUUGUUGUAUUAAAGACCAUACCAGACGACAUUGUGGGUUUUGAUGAGGCGUUCCGGCAAUUUGCCCUUAAUACAUAUAAUAUUUGUGCAAGAUCUUUUGGUAUUUCAUACUUUAAAUCUUUAAAACAAGCUUUUCUUGUCAUGAAAUUAUAUGAGGAAGAUGCAAGAUCGUUAAUUGCUCGAGAUUACUGGAAACUCCUUUGGUCUCAAAGGCUUAAGUUUUUAUGUAGUCUCAUUUUUGAACUUGCAGGCCUUCACAAUGAAGGGAUCAUACAUGGUGAUUUACAUACAAAAAAUAUACUUCAUGACGAUGAUAAACUUAUUAUUGCAGAUUUUGGAUUAUCACCAUUCGAUCAAAAUCUCGCGUUAGACAUUUGUCUAGGAUUACGUCCAGAGAUUCCAAAAGACACACCAUCAUCAUAUGCUAAAUUAAUGACUCAAUGUUGGGAUUCAAAUCCAGAUAAACGACCCAUUGCUUAUGAAAUUCUUACAAAUAUUAGCCGAUUAUUACAUAUUUUAAAUGAUUUCCUUAGAAUUAUUAAAGAAACUAAAAAAAAAAUUCAAAUUCUUGGUGAAACUAAAAAGAAAUUUGAAAGUGUGAAUGAUUUAUUUAAAGAACUUCUUUCUAAACCCGAAAUAUCCGACAAAUUUGAAGUUCAAGAUUUCCUUGAUGAUGAUAUAUUUAGAAUGACAAGACCACCUCCGGAAAAUAUAAUACAGAAUCCUGAAGAGUCAAUUUUUAGCAAAGAAUUUAAUUAUUCUGAUUUUAUUAAGCAAAAUUUGAACUCUGAUUCAUU
Dentiscutata heterogama is the source of this 1493-nucleotide messenger RNA. The record is from the annotation of a GenBank genome assembly. Lineage: Eukaryota; Fungi; Glomeromycota; Glomeromycetes; Diversisporales; Gigasporaceae.